AUGAGAAAGGAAAAAUAUAACAGAGCAAAAGGAUGGCUCGAGUAAUAGCACUGAUAGAUAAAAGGUUAGUAGAAAAUAUAGGAACAUAGAGAACCUAAGUGAGAUGAAUGCUCAAGGUAACAACAGUAUUACUAUCUAUUGAACGAAGAAGUUCGACCAUCGAUAAUGAUAACUAGUGGAAGAUGAGGGACACAUUAGUACAAUGAUAAAAUAGUGGAUAUACUGGUCAUGUGGGUGAAGGCCUUUGAGUCAAUCAUCUAUGGUGAAGAUAAAGAUGUAAGGAGAGCAUGUGUACCUAAUGUGAAAGGAUUUGAAAGUGAGGCCAGAUUGGUUAAAGAAUGAGCCAUGGUACCACAAGAGUGACAUAAUGCUUCAUAUUCGGCAAAGGUUAAUGUCACCUGAAAAGUCAAAGGUGGGACACUAGACAAUGCCAAAAAAGCUUGUGACAGAGGUAGGAGAGCCAAUUGAGUAGAGUUAGGCUUCCCAAACUAUUUUAAAUAUAUGUCGAGUGGGUGGUUCUACUUGUUGUAAUAGAUGUAUGGAGGAAAAGAAUUACAGCCCUUCCCUCGUGGCAGACGGCCACUAUCUGGUCUUGAAGCAAGAGGGUCAUGUGGCGUUCAAAGAGUGAAGACAGCCAUCGCCGGAGGAGCAGAUGUGUCACUAGCAAUAAUAAGAGGAAUGCCUAUACUCACAUGAAGUGUAGUGGAGAAAAUGUGAGAGAUAUCAAGUGCCUAGUCUCCGAAAAGAAUCAUCCCACGAAUCUAAAAGGUAAUCAAUCGGUGAAGUUCACUCAGAUAGACUCUAGUAAAAAAACUCUUGACAAUAGCACUUGAAUAUCUAGAAGUCAAUGGUCAAAGGCUGAUAGAUAACAAGCUCAUGUAUUAGGGCCUAGAGAUGACCAAAAUGAGUCUAAAAUGAAGAGUCUGCCUACUUGUAGACAACAACAACUUGAAGAUCUUGACCGUGUGAUUGAUAUUCAUCUGAUUAACGUACAUGUUCCUCAAUGUUGUCUAGAGUUGUUACAUAGGACAAAUCUAAGUGAAAGGCUUAGGAAUACUCGUCACUAUACUUUGAAGAUCUAA
Spirodela intermedia is the source of this 1082-nucleotide messenger RNA. The record is from the annotation of a GenBank genome assembly. NCBI's taxonomy places the organism in Eukaryota, Viridiplantae, Streptophyta, Magnoliopsida, Alismatales, Araceae.